Messenger RNA from Cantharellus anzutake, 825 nucleotides. RefSeq lists its product as uncharacterized. The record is from RefSeq and is a predicted model, not a curated record. The transcript has 2 exons. Lineage: Eukaryota; Fungi; Basidiomycota; Agaricomycetes; Cantharellales; Hydnaceae. The coding region runs from base 1 to 825 and encodes 274 amino acids.
AUGGCAAAUUUACUCCGCUCAGCCAAGUCUGGCAGUGACUGGGGAGAGAAUGAACUCUAUGUUUUCAAUAUUGGAAUAGCCAAUGAAGACACAUAUGAGUUCUUUGGGCACCCCCUUCCAGACCAACUCGAUGUCUCACCGGUAAUCUUGAGCAACAUUGAUGAACCGCCCGACGCAACCAAGGCAGACAUCGAUUUUUUCGCAUAUUUGGAGGAUGCCAUUGCCGUUCCUCCUGAUGAAGAGUCUUUCGUGGAUGAUUUCGCAUCUAUUGUUCUUAAAUUGAUGGGAUAUGACUCUGGUCGCCGUAUCAUUCACCAACAGAAGGAACUCUCUUUUGAGAUGUGCGGACAGCGGGUGUCUGCCAAGACGGAUGUUUGUGUUAUGGAAUGUGGGGGAGCCGCGAGGUAUUUAUUGCUUGUACAGAAGGACAAAGAACAUGAUCGCCAUUUAUCCAGCGUCAACCCAGAACCUCAGCUUGUGGCCGAAGCGUUUUAUCAGAAUAACAAAGGACGAGAACGCAUAGGUCUUGCCACAAUUGCACAUGCUGUGAUUCCCGGCAUCACGAUGAUCGGAAGGGCCCCAACUUUCUUUAAGAUUCCUGUCUCAGAAGCCCUGGUCAAGGCAAUUGUGACCGGCCAGUACCCUGCAUUCGCUAUGACUGUGCAGAGACUUGUGCCUCCUGUCCCAGAUCGUUUGAACUAUAUGAUUCAAGGCAUGAAGCCCUUGGAGAAUCGCCGUGUCGUUUUUCAGUGUUUCCAAGCUUUCAAAGCAUUGGUGUAUCAACUUGCUGGCUCUGUAGCUUGUUAUCAGCCGGCAGGGGUCUGA